Messenger RNA from Archocentrus centrarchus (flier cichlid), 1436 nucleotides. RefSeq names its product sterile alpha motif domain containing 8 (gene samd8b). Gene Ontology annotation, molecular function: sphingomyelin synthase activity; ceramide cholinephosphotransferase activity; protein binding. The transcript has 6 exons. Gene Ontology annotation, cellular component: endoplasmic reticulum membrane; Golgi membrane; plasma membrane. Lineage: Eukaryota; Metazoa; Chordata; Actinopteri; Cichliformes; Cichlidae. Gene Ontology annotation, biological process: ceramide biosynthetic process. The coding region runs from base 210 to 1436 and encodes 408 amino acids. The record is from RefSeq and is a predicted model, not a curated record.
UGGACAUUACGUCCUUGUGUUGUCAACAGGACUUCUAGCUAGCGCAAAGCCUGGACGCAAUGAUGUCCAGCAAACUCGUGUCACUUCAGGAGACGCUAAUAAGAUUUCUUCUGAUUCUUGUAAGAUGCCACUUAGUCAGUUAGCCGAAUAGAUAAAUUCUUUGUCAUCUUCUGUUACAUCUCAGAGCUGCCUUUUGGCAUCAGGAGGAAAUGACCCAGCUGAGUGUCCGUCGCUGGACGCCCAAGCACGUUGCAAAGUGGUUGAAGGAAGAGGGCUUUUGUGAUUAUGUGGACCUGCUGUGCAACAAACACCGACUAGAUGGCACCAGUCUGCUUGCCCUCAGUGAGUAUGACCUCCGCUCGCCGCCUCUGGAGCUCAAGGUGCUGGGGGACAUCAAGCGGCUGAUGGUCUCCAUUCGUAAACUUCAGAAACAGAACAUUGACGUGUUGGAGGAGCUGGGUCUUCCUUUUGAUGGCCACUCUCCCACGGGCUCCGGAGGCAGUUUGGACUGGUUGUGUAACGGAGACCCAGGCAGAGACUGCGACAGCACUGACACAGCACCGGUGGGAGAGGAGUACCACCAGUACACUAAUGGGAAGUACAAGCAGCAGAUGCGGCGCCUCGAUCCAGAGUACUGGAAGACAGUGCUUAGCUCUGUCUACGUGGUGUUCGUGUUUGGGUUCACAUCGUUCGUCAUGGUCAUAGUGCACGAGAGGGUGCCUGACAUGCGCACAUACCCUCCACUGCCAGAUAUUUUUCUAGACAGUGUGCCUAGAAUACCCUGGGCAUUCGCCAUGGCCGAGGCAUGCGGCGUGAUCCUCUGUAACAUCUGGCUACUAGUUCUGCUGCUGCACAAACACAGGUCGAUCCUUUUGCGGCGGAUGUGCAGCCUCAUGGGGACGGUGUUCAUGCUGCGCUGCAUCACCAUGUUUGUCACCUCCCUGUCUGUUCCAGGGCAGCACCUGCAGUGUUCAGGAAAGAUCUACGGCGACAUGUGGGCCAAACUACAGCGAGCUGUGGCCAUCUGGAGCGGCUUCGGGAUGACGCUGACAGGGGUUCACACAUGCGGCGACUACAUGUUCAGUGGCCACACUGUGGUCCUUACAAUGCUCAACUUCUUUGUCACAGAAUACACUCCGCGAAGCUGGAAUUUUAUUCACACUUUGUCCUGGGUCCUCAACCUCUUCGGCAUCUUCUUCAUCCUGGCUGCGCACGAACACUACUCCAUCGAUGUGUUCAUAGCCUUCUACAUCACUACCAGACUCUUCCUAUACUACCACACUCUGGCCAACACUCGGGCUUACCAGCAGAGCCGGAGAGCUCGCAUCUGGUUCCCCAUGUUCUCCUUUUUUGAGUGCAAUGUCAACGGGCCGGUGCCCAAUGAGUACUGCUGGCCUUUUUCUAGACCUGCUGUGCUGAAGAGGCUGAUUGGAUAA